Messenger RNA from Drosophila busckii, 347 nucleotides. RefSeq names its product small integral membrane protein 4 (gene sloth1). The record is from RefSeq and is a predicted model, not a curated record. The transcript is spliced from 2 exons. Lineage: Eukaryota; Metazoa; Arthropoda; Insecta; Diptera; Drosophilidae. The coding region runs from base 94 to 336 and encodes 80 amino acids.
AAAUGUGUUCACUUUUUACAUAAGCACAAACAAAUAAUUGAAAUUAAAACAAAAUUUUCAAUGCAUAAAUAAAAUAAAGACGCUAAACAAUCAAUGAGUUUGCACAGCAGCUACGUAAGACGUUUGCUCGACAGUUGGCCCGGCAAGCGACGUUUUGGCGUUUACAGAUUUCUGCCAAUUUUCUUUGUGCUUGGCGCCGCCUUGGAGUUCUCCAUGAUCAACUGGACUGUGGGGGAAACAAAUUUUUAUCGCACAUUUAAGCGUCGUCAGGCUAAGAACUACGUGGAGGAGCAGCAAUAUCAUCAGCAGCACGAGGAGCAGCAAAAAGAGGCUUAAUAAUGCCCGCC